AUGGCGGAGGAAGAUGUCGUGGUGCCCACUUCGUCGGUAAGGAAGAACAAGCCUGAGGUUACCGUGAUGAAGUUGCGCGCAUGUAUGCAGUGCAGCAUGGUCUUAAGUGAAGACCAGUUCCUGCAACGAGGCUGCAUCAACUGCGGAGACCAUCAUAUGGAUAACACGAGAGAGUCCGUCUGGGGGAGCACGACUCCCAACUUCAAGGGCAUGGCUGUGAUUCUACGGCCCGAAAUAUCUUGGGUCGCACGCUACAACGAUAUUUCAGGUGUUCCCGGUGCCUAUGCCAUCAACCACUAG
This is a messenger RNA of Gregarina niphandrodes, 300 nucleotides long. Its product is annotated as putative transcription elongation factor SPT4. Gene Ontology annotation, molecular function: zinc ion binding; RNA polymerase II complex binding. The coding region runs from base 1 to 300 and encodes 99 amino acids. The record is from RefSeq and is a predicted model, not a curated record. Gene Ontology annotation, cellular component: DSIF complex; nucleus. The transcript has a single exon. Lineage: Eukaryota; Apicomplexa; Conoidasida; Eugregarinorida; Gregarinidae. Gene Ontology annotation, biological process: regulation of transcription elongation by RNA polymerase II; positive regulation of DNA-templated transcription, elongation; mRNA processing.